Molecule: messenger RNA, 2906 nt
Organism: Megalobrama amblycephala (Wuchang bream)
Lineage: Eukaryota; Metazoa; Chordata; Actinopteri; Cypriniformes; Xenocyprididae
Gene: septin4b
Product: septin 4b
Exons: 14
Coding region: 136-1716 (526 amino acids)
Biological process (GO): cytoskeleton-dependent cytokinesis; regulation of exocytosis
Cellular component (GO): septin complex; synaptic vesicle; cell division site
Molecular function (GO): GTPase activity; GTP binding; molecular adaptor activity
Source: RefSeq, a predicted model, not a curated record
GGCGGCGUGGAGCCGCAUUUAAAGCGCUCAGGGAUGCGCUGAUGCAGUGAGUCGCUCCGCACUGCACUGAACGCUCGCGCUGGAUUUCUCAAAACACUGAGGAGUAUCUAGGAAGGGGCUUUCGGAUUUAGAGCGAUGGAAAACUCGACUGUCAACAGCCGGUUCAGGACUGUGCUCUUCGGCCACGCGGACGAUGAGAUGGCAGAGUGUACAGUAGCCCCAGUAGCGAUGGAGGACAGUGACCGUGAGGUCGACUCGGCAUCAGAUGAGCAGGACUCUGUGCCAACGUCACCUGAGCCCAGGAUGCAUGAAGUGGAAAAGCACUUCCCUAAGGAAGACUCGGAGGACUCGGAGCUGGAGCACAUCAUGGGACAUCACCCGCCCAGAGAGGGCCACCCGUUCGCCCACCCUGGGCCCCAUAAGGCCGAUAGUGAGGGUGAGGCUCACAGCAGGCCUCACACCCCAGGAACACCUACCUUCCUGAGGCCCGCGGCGGCACCCAGGGGCCCCGGAGAGUUAGAGCACGGGGCUCAGCGGGGCCAUGUGGACUUUAGCCUGCCGUCUCCCAUCAGCCCAUCCAGGCCUAAAAGUCCCUGGGGUCGCUUUGACCCCUAUGAAUCUGUUGAGGACCAGGACAAGGAAUAUGUGGGAUUUGCUACUUUGCCAAAUCAGGUUCACCGCAAAUCUGUGAAGAAGGGCUUUGACUUCACUUUAAUGGUAGCAGGAGAGUCAGGUUUAGGAAAGUCCACUCUGGUCAACAGUCUGUUCCUUACAGAUCUCUACAAAGACCGAAAACUGCUCAAUGCUGAAGAGAGGAUCACUCAGACAGUGGAGAUCACCAAACACACAGUGGACAUUGAGGAGAAGGGCGUCAAACUGAAGCUCACUAUCGUGGACACACCAGGAUUCGGGGAUGCUGUCAAUAACACUGAAUGCUGGAAGUCAGUGGCAGACUACAUAGACCAACAGUUUGAGCAGUACUUCAGAGAUGAGAGCGGACUGAACCGCAAGAACAUUCAGGAUAACCGAGUGCACUGCUGUCUCUACUUCAUUUCACCCUUCGGUCACGGUUUAAGGCCUCUGGACGUGGAGUUUAUGAAGGCUCUUCAUGAGAAGGUCAACAUUGUUCCUGUACUAGCUAAAGCUGACACACUCACACCAAUGGAGGUCAAGAAAAAGAAAAUCAAGAUUCGAGAGGAGAUCGAACAAUACGGAAUAAAGAUCUACCAGUUUCCAGACUGUGAUUCAGAUGAGGAUGAGGACUUCAAACAGCAAGACCAAGAGCUCAAGGACAGCAUUCCCUUCGCUGUGAUCGGCAGUAACACAGUAGUGGAAGCGAAAGGCAAGAGGGUUCGAGGACGUCUGUACCCUUGGGGUAUUGUAGAAGUGGAGAACCCAGCACACUGUGACUUCGUGAAGUUGAGGAACAUGUUGGUACGAACACACAUGCAAGAUCUGAAGGAUGUGACCCGGGAAACCCACUACGAGAACUACAGAGCCCAAUGCAUCCAGAGUAUGACCCGCAUGGUGGUGAAAGAACGCAACCGCAACAAACUGACCAGGGAGAGCGGCACCGACUUCCCCAUUCCCAUGGUGCCCAGCGUCACUGACGAGACGGAGAAGCUCAUCCGAGAGAAAGACGAGGAGUUGAGACGAAUGCAGGAAAUGCUGCAGAAGAUCCAGGAGCAGAUGCACACGCAGAAAGAGGCGUAUUAACGGCGCCGUGCUCUCCACCGGCACCUUCACAUUACCGCGGUAUCACUGAACACGCUAGACCCGGCUGAGUGUGCCGUCCAUGUCAGAACAGAGCAGUCUUUCACUACAAACAUCUCACUAACACAUGUCUGGGUCACAUUUCAGGAUAAUAAUAAUAACAACAAAAAAUAAUAAAUUCUUUGAUUUUUGAGGUGAAAUUUCACCCAGACAUGUUGAUAUGAAUAAAGGUUCAUUAUUGGCAUUGAUGGUUCCAUGAAGGUUCUUUUGGAAGGGUUCUUCUAUGACAAAAACCUUUAUUCUGUACUAGGUUAUUGUUGUUAUUCGGUAUAACUGUUCUUGGCGCUCAUGUGAAGGCGUCUGGUUUAGGGGCGGUGAAGACAACAGCCCUUUAACCACUUUGCUUGUUGUCCAAUAUGUGUUUCUACCCCAAGAUUGUUUUAUAAUUGCUCGAUAUCGUAGGAUAGACACGAUGGAAUUAUUUAAUUUUUUUUUUUUUCUACAAUGUGUAACUUUAUUUUGUACAAUGUUCAUUAAUUGCAUCGGUUGUUAUGUAUGUCUUUGGUUUUGUUUGCAUUUCUAUACAAAACUGCAAAAUGGCUUCUUUUAGAAAGUUUCUAAAUGAAAAAAAAAAAAAUUGUUUUAUUUUCUUAUUGGAGAAAUAAAGUACUGUAGAGAGAUAUUUUUGUUAACACGGCUAACACAUAUUGUUUCUCCUCUGGAUAAAAUGUUCCUGGCCUUGAACUCAUUCCACAAGUGCAUGUUUAAAGAAGAAACGCCUGAAUCUGUGCUCUUGGUGCGAUCAUGUAAUGUCAGAAACACGGUUUAGUGAUACUCGGUUUCUGAGCAGUAAAAACAUUGAUGUCUUUGUCACAAGUUGAAGAUCUUUGACGGCUGGUGGUCAUGUGAUCUGCUCAGAAGAGAUCUCAAAACAGACAUUCUGACAAAACAUGAAUGAACCAAUAUGCUUCUGCUGUUUCAGUUGUGGUAAGGGUGCUCAUUGUAAUAUCUGUGUUAUAGACAUGGUGUUACAGUCCAUAGAAAUAAAUUAUGUUUCUCCUGCAUCAUAUAUAUAUUUUCUUGGGUAAUGUUGGUGAAACAAAGAACACUAAUAAUAGAGUGUCGAGAAAGAAAAAAAACCCUUGAAAUAGAGUGUUGGGUCAGAGGUGAAUAAACCCAUUUACUAUGGCUUA